Molecule: messenger RNA, 2836 nt
Organism: Eucalyptus grandis
Lineage: Eukaryota; Viridiplantae; Streptophyta; Magnoliopsida; Myrtales; Myrtaceae
Product: pentatricopeptide repeat-containing protein At2g02980, chloroplastic
Exons: 1
Coding region: 112-1923 (603 amino acids)
Biological process (GO): RNA modification
Molecular function (GO): RNA binding; protein binding; zinc ion binding
Source: RefSeq, a predicted model, not a curated record
CUGUCUCUUUUUUUAUCUUCUUCUCCGAUCUGUCUUUUUUCCCAAAAAUCUUUAUCCAUCUGCUUCUCGUUCGUCUUCCACCCACAAUCUCCGGCGUCAUCUGCUCCGAUCAUGGCGACGGCUUCGCCUUCACCGUUGAGCACGUCGCAUCCACCGAAAGAGGACCCGACCUCGGCCUCUGCACUCUCGGCUCGUCAUCACCCGCUCUCGCUCUUACCCAAAUGCAACUCCUUGAAGCAGCUCAAGCAAAUCCAGGCCUUCGCCUUGAAGACCCAUCUCCGGCACGACGCCUCCGUGGUCAACAAGCUCGUCAGUUUCUGCACCCGAUGCCCGAACGAUGCUUCCAUGGCCCACGCCCAGAAGCUGUUCGAUGAAAUUCCCCACCCCGACAUCGCCCUCUUCAACACCAUGUUCCGCGGGUACUCCCGCGGGGACGACCCGCUUCGGGCGGUGGCGCUGUUCGUGCGGGUCCUGAGUCUCGGCCUCUUUCCCGAUGGUUACAGUUUCCCGUCGCUCCUGAAGGCGUGUGCCGGCGCCAAGGCGUUGGCGGAGGGAGAACAGUUGCACUGUUUCGCCGUCAAGCUCGGGUUGACCCACAAUGUCUAUGUGCCGCCCACUCUUAUAAAUAUGUACACCGAGUGUGGCGACGUGGAUGCUGCUCGAAGGGUCUUCGAUAAGAUAUCUGAUCCCUGUGUGGUUACGUAUAAUUCGAUUAUAACUGGUUAUGCUCGGAGUAGCAGGCCCAACGAGGCGUUAGCGUUGUUUCGAGAAAUGCAAGCGAGCAAUCUGAGGCCUGAUGAUGUGACCGUCCUGAGCGUUCUUUCAUCUUGUGCAUUGUUGGGAUCAUUAGAGCUCGGGAAAUGGGUUCACGAGUAUGUGAAGAGGCACGGUUUGGAUGAGUACGUGAAGGUGAACACAGCGGUGAUAGAUAUGUUUGCAAAGUGCGGGAGUUUAGAGGAUGCGAUAUCCGUGUUUGAGAGCAUGAAGAUCAAAGAUACACAGGCUUGGUCAGCGAUAAUCGUGGCCUACGCAUCGCAUGGACAUGGCUCCAGAGCAAUAUCAAUGUUUGAAGAGAUGGUAAGGGCUCGAGUAUCGCCUGAUGAUAUUACUUUUCUGGGGCUGUUGCAUGCUUGCAGCCACACUGGAUUGGUUGAGGAAGGGUAUAGGUUCUUCUACGAUAUGAAGAACAUAUAUGGGAUUGAUCCCGGGAUCAAGCAUUUUGGAUGCAUGGUGGACUUGCUGGGACGAGCAGGCCGAUUAGAUGAGGCUUACAAUUUCAUACAUGAGUUGCCAAUUAAGCCCACGCCAAUACUAUGGCGAACAUUGCUGUCUGCUUGUAGCAGCCACAACAACAUUGAUAUGGCGAAGCAGGUCAUUCAGAGAAUUUUCGAACUAGAGGAUACCCAUGGUGGGGACUAUGUGGUUCUAUCAAACAUGUGUGCUAGAGCUGGCAAAUGGGAGGAGGUCGAUUUAUUAAGGAAAAUGAUGAACGAACAAGGGGCGGUUAAAGUUCCUGGCUGUAGCUCCAUAGAGGUGGACAAUGUAGUGCAUGAAUUCUUUUCAGGGGAUGGAGUUCGUUCUGUUUCAACAUCUCUGCGCCACGCACUCGACCAGUUAAUUGAAGAGCUGAAGCUGGUGGGGUAUGUCCCUGAUACUUCUCUAGUCUGUCACGCGAACAUGGAUGAGAAGGACAAAGAGAUCGCCCUUAGAUAUCACAGCGAGAAAUUAGCCAUCGCUUUUGGCCUUCUAAAUACUCCCCCAGGGACGAUGAUACGCGUGGUCAAGAAUCUCCGAGUGUGCAGGGACUGUCACUCUGCUGCCAAACUCGUUUCUCUGAUCUUUAGCAGGCAGAUUAUUCUUAGAGACAUUCAACGGUUCCAUCAUUUCAAAGACGGAGAGUGCUCUUGUGGCAAUUACUGGUAGUUUUACUCCAAUGGAGGUUUGAUGAAUGUCACUCAAGUGUGUGCCUUGUGAUAUACCACUUGACAAAAGCAAAUUUCCCGAGCAGGCAAGGGCAUACUGGUGUACAUGCCUACCUCAGACACCCGGAUUGCUACUCUGCGCUUGCCUUUGCGACUGUUCUUUUUUUGUGGACCGGGAUACAGAGGAGCGAAUCAAGUUUGUUUUUCGAUGCAUGGCAAACCGGAGCAUCUCUCUCUACUGCAAGAACUCUCCUCUCCUCGAAGGAGAUGAAUAGAUGCGAUUGUCGUUCAGAGGCAGGUCUGGUGUGUGUACAAAUGACUUGUUAGUGUCAAAAAAGACCAGCCAAUUUGGUGGCCAAGUUUGCAAUGUGGAAAACCACUCCAAGCAGGUGUGAAAGGGUUUUGCCUACUAAAGACAAUACUUCUACAAUAUAUAAAACAGGUCGACCUCACGGUGGUUGGGAGUUUUCGUGCUUCUCUUAUUGGUGAAAUCAAAAUUAUUCUGCCAUUUGUCGGCGCCUAAUUCGACUUCUGUGGAGAGUUAAGGAGAUCGGCCAAUUCAGUGGCUAGGUUUGCAAUGUGGAAACAGCUACUACAAGCGGGUGUGAACGGGUUUUCCCUUUUGAAGAAAAUGCUUGGAAUGCAUAAAUCAGAUCAGCGUUACGUGUCAGCACCUAAUUUGACUUUCAUGGAGCUAAUCACACCAACGGGUUUGGUCCAAGAUUCCUUGACGAAACUGACAGUGGACUGAUGAACCCAAAUGGAUCUCUAAGUCUGAACGCCGCGAAAAGGCCAUCAUGAGCGCCACUGAUUAGGCUCUGUUUUGGUUCCACUGAAUUUCUACUACGUUUUCGGACAUCAAAUGAAUGUAUUAAUGUAGUGUCAAUUCCGUGAACAGAGGCCAGAUUUCCGAA